AUGAGUAGCCGCCGCCGCCGCCGCCACGCCGGCUCGCCGGCGUCCGCGCCGCUCGACGACGACGACCUCCUCUGCGAGAUCCUGCUCCGCCUUCCCCCGGAGCCCUCCUCCCUCCCGCGCGCAUCCCUCGUCUGCAAGCGCUGGCGCCGCCUCGUCUCCUACCCCGGCUUCUUCCGCCGCUUCCGCCUCCACCACCGCCGCAACGCUUCCCUCCUCGGCUUCUUCGACAGGUUUAAUGGCCUCUCCUUCCUACCCACUCUGGGGGCCCCCAAUCGCGUCCCCCACGGGCGCUUCUCUUUCCACUGCGAUGACUUCGACAGCUGCUCUAUGUCCCUUGGAUGUCGCCAUGGCCUCAUGCUCAUCUUCCUUCGUAAGCGUCUCCAGGUCCUGGUGUGGGACCCCGUCACCGGCGACCAGCACCGCAUUGCCAUUCCCGCAGCGUUUGAUACGGAGAAAACCCUUAUCAACGGGGCGGUUCUUCGCGCUGCCGGAGAUGUCCAACACUUCCAGGUGGUGUUGGUAGCUGCAGAUGGCGACGACGAACAACACAUACAGGCGCUCGCCUGUGUUUACUCGUCAAAGACCGGCUUAUGGGGAAAUCUUGUCUCAACACCGAUUCCAUACCAGGCUUCUGAUAGUCCAUACCGUAUCCCCACCAUGGUUAAUACAGAUGACGCUGUGCUAGCUGGAGAUUCCCUUUACUGGAAGCUUACUGGGAAUAUGGUUGGAAUUCUUGAGUUUGAUUUGGAAAAGCAGAGUCUAGCUGUGAUAAGGAUGCCACUGGAUAUGUAUGGCCAGGGCAAGUGCUUCACGGUUAUGCGGGCCGAGGGUGGUGGGCUGGGUCUCCUCGUUGUGUCGAACUCUGACUACACCGCCCAGUUAUGGAAGAGGAAGAUCGAUUGUGAUGGUGGUGCUUCAUGGGGGCUUGCACGAACUAUUGAACUGGACAAGCUACUUCCCAUAAAACCGGAGGAGAAAGGGCUUCUAGUGAUACUAGGGUUUGCUGAGCAGAAUAAUGUGGUGUUUCUGUGGACAGUUAUCGGUGUAUUGAUGAUCCAGCUUGAGUCAUUGGAGUUCAAGAAUCUUUAUAAAACCAUGAUCUUUUCUUACUACCAUCCAUUUGAAAGUGUCUACAGUGCAGGAACAUCUGUUUCUGGUGGACGCGACAGGGCUGAGCUUUUGGUCAAUAAAUAA
Molecule: messenger RNA, 1194 nt
Organism: Triticum turgidum subsp. durum (durum wheat)
Lineage: Eukaryota; Viridiplantae; Streptophyta; Magnoliopsida; Poales; Poaceae
Source: the annotation of a GenBank genome assembly